Molecule: messenger RNA, 618 nt
Organism: Bacidia gigantensis
Lineage: Eukaryota; Fungi; Ascomycota; Lecanoromycetes; Lecanorales; Ramalinaceae
Exons: 2
Coding region: 1-618 (205 amino acids)
Source: RefSeq, a predicted model, not a curated record
AUGCGACCUUUCCUUGCAUGCUUGGCAUUGUUGCCACUACUUUUUACCUUCACAUGGGCCCUCAAUGCCGGAGAAGAACUGAAAGUCAGGACUACGCUGUCUCGCUUCGCCAUCUUCGUUGACGACGAUGACUUUGACCAUUUGGACCAGAUCUUCACCCCUGAUGUCUACGCCGACUACGCUGGCUCCAUCAAUAAAGGCCUGCCCGCAUUCGAGGCAUUUCUGAGAAGGGGCCUCGGCGGUAUCGUCUCCCAGCAUGCCGUAAGCACAACUGUCAUCGAGGAUCUUGGGGAUUCCCUCAACUCCACCGCGUAUGUUACAGCCGGAUUUUUAGGGCCAGGCAAGAAUUCCACAACAUGGGUUGGCUCAGCUGUGACACUGUAUGGCAAGUACCAUGACACAUGGACCCGUGUUGGUAAGGAUUGGAGAAUCAAGCAGAGAAUUUUUGAGCAAUUCUCUGUAAAAUUAAAAUUGUUCAACCAAAAUGGCGGCGCUAUUGAAUUGGUAGACUUUUCAGUGCCUCUUAUGCAAUGUUUAUGGCUUGCAAUAAGCUCACCAAAAAAGAAAGAUAGUAGCUUGAUGGGUAAUGCUACGAGCGUCGAGGAAAGCAUGACUUGA